This is a messenger RNA of Dendroctonus ponderosae (mountain pine beetle), 557 nucleotides long. Its product is annotated as ADP-ribosylation factor-like protein 16. NCBI's taxonomy places the organism in Eukaryota, Metazoa, Arthropoda, Insecta, Coleoptera, Curculionidae. Gene Ontology annotation, molecular function: GTPase activity; GTP binding. The record is from RefSeq and is a predicted model, not a curated record. The transcript is spliced from 3 exons. The coding region runs from base 3 to 494 and encodes 163 amino acids.
CAAUGGUGCUUUGCAUCGGUCCCGAAGGUUCCGGCAAAAGCCUGCUGUUAAAAAAGCUCCAAAGCCCCAACUAUGUGGAUAAUACCACCACAUCGGUACCCACCGUUGGCACCAACAUUCUUAGUCUGAGGGUGGCCGACAAGCUGUACACAAUCCGGGAAGUGGGAGGUACUUUAGCGCCCAUGUGGCCCAACUACUUUGUUAAUGUGGGCAAAGUCAUGUAUGUUGUGGAUGCGUCCAAUUUGUGCCAGAUUUCCGCGGCUGGAGUUCUGCUUUAUACGGUCCUGGUAAACCCGCUGCUCAGAAAAGCUAAGUUUCUUCUAGUUUUGACCAAAAUGGACCACAGCUAUCGGCAGAUGAGGAACGAGGCCCUCUUGAUGCUGCAAAUGAAGCGCCUGCAGCAGGAGAUUCCUCAACAUGUCACCAUAGUGGAGGCUAGCGCGAUUAGCGGCCAAGGGCGUGAUGCUAUUUUGAGGUGGAUUACCGAUGGCUGAAGGACUUUACUGAUAUGUCGGAGGGGGGUUUGGUUUGAGCAAUAAAUUGGUUCGAAACCUUGA